CAGGGAUUCCUAGUGUGUGAGAAGCGGCGACGGCGGAGGGGGCGGCGUGGGUGGGGCCUGGAUGCGCUCCCCGGCCCCUCUAGCCCAGUGGAGGUACAAGUCGAAGGUGUGGGGAAGCCGCGAAAAACCGGCACUGCAGCGUGCCGGAGGCCCGGGGCCUCACUUCCGGUAGAAGAGGGAAGUGUACGGGAAGGGACGGGAUCUGGAGGCGGGACCUGGAGUUUGGCCCGCCCCACUCCGUGAGGUGGGCGCUGCGGCACGCCUCUGUGGCGUCACUGCGCUGGCACCCCCUCCCGGUUUGCGUCCAAUGCUGACAGCUUCGGGCUGUGGGACGUCGCGGCCUGUGACGUCCGGAGGGCGCCUCAAGUCUUCAUCCCCAACCUCGAAUCCCGGAAAGGCAGCGUCUGGGACCGGAUUCUGAGCGCUUUCUUCCGGUCCUGCAGAGCUGAGCCUAGCCCGGGUCCCGGACCCGCGUGUCCUGACCCAGAUUCCCUCCUCACUGAAUUCUCCCUCCCCGCGCCACCGGCUGGGCCCCGGAAUGCCGGGGGUCUCCGCCCGGGGCCUCUCUCACGAAGCGAGGAGGCAGCUAGCUGUGAACCUCACCCGGGUCGUGACGCUCUACCGUUCCAUCCUGGACGCCUACAUCAUUGAAUUUUUUACAGACAACCUAUGGGGCACACUCCCUUGCUCAUGGCAGGAAGCCCUGGAUGGACUGAACCCGCCACAGCUGGCCACACUGCUGCUGGGGAUGCCUGGGGAAGGGGAAGUGGCCAGGUACAGGUCGGUGUGGCCACUCACCCUGCUGGCCCUGAAGUCCACAGCCUAUGCCCUGGCUUUUACCCGGACGCCUGGGUUUCAGACCCCCUCAGAGUUCCUGGAGAACCCCAGCCAGAGUUCCCGACUGACAGCUCCAUUCCGGAAACAUGUCAGGCCCAAGAAGCAGCAUGAGAUUCGGAGGCUGGGAGAGUUGGUGAAGAAGCUGAGUGACCUCACAGGCUGCACCCAAGUUGUGGAUGUAGGCUCAGGCCAGGGCCAUCUCUCCCGCUUCAUGUCCCUGGGGCUGGGGCUGAUGGUGAAGAGCAUUGAAGGGGAUCAGAGACUGGUGGAGAGAGCCCAGCGCCUAGACCAGGAGCUCCUGCAGGCGCUGCAGAAAGAGGAGAAGAGGAACCCACAGGUGGUCCACAUUGGCCCUCGCCACCGCCCCCACCAUGUGGUUAGGUGGGUAGACUCCACGGCCCUGUGUGAGGAGCUUCUGCUUCCACUGGAGAACUCACCUCAGAGUGAGGCCCGCUUGCUGCUGACAGGCCUCCAUGCCUGUGGGGAUCUGAGUGUUGCCUUGCUGAGGCACUUCUCCUGCCGCCCUGAGGUGGCAGCCCUGGCCUCAGUGGGCUGCUGUUACAUGAAGCUGAGUGACCCCGGUGGCUACCCACUGAGUCAGUGGGUGGCUGGGCUGCCCGGCCGUGAACUGCCCUACAGGCUACGGGAGGGGGCCUGCCACGCCCUGGAGGAAUACGCUGAGCGGCUGCAGAAAGCAGGCCCUGGCCUCCGAACCCACUGCUACCGGGCAGCACUGGAGACGGUCAUCCGGCGUGCCCGGCCCGAGCUCCGUCGGCCAGGCGUGCAGGGGAUCCCCAGGGUCCACGAGCUCAAGAUUGAAGAAUACGUGCAGCGGGGGCUACAGCGGGUGGGGCUUGACCCCCACCUGCCACUGAAUCUGGCUGCCCUUCGGGCCCACCAGGCCCAGGAGAACCGUGUGGUGGCCUUCUUCAGCCUGGCCCUGCUGCUGGCCCCACUGGUGGAGACACUGAUUCUACUGGACCGGCUGCUCUACCUUCAGGAGCAGGGCUUCCAUGCUGAGCUCCUGCCUAUCUUCAGCCCCGAACUCUCUCCGAGAAACCUGGUUCUGGUGGCUACCAAAAGGCCUCUGGGUGAGACCUUCUCUGUUCUGGAGACUGAAGACAGCUGACACAGCCUGAGGAAGGGCAUAUCUCAGACCCCAUCUGAAACUGCCAGGUACCACACUGGGUGGCGGAGUCUUCACCUCCUCAGCCAGAGAACCAGCAUCCUCCGUGGAAUCCUGGUUCCCUACAAACCUUCAGCUUCAUACCCUUUCUCUCCCUCUGUGUGUUAUGUAACAUUACGCAAAAAGUUAUUUUUAAUUUAUUAAAAAAUUGAAAUCUUUA
This is a messenger RNA of Physeter macrocephalus (sperm whale), 2183 nucleotides long. RefSeq names its product methyltransferase like 25B (gene METTL25B). The transcript has 8 exons. Lineage: Eukaryota; Metazoa; Chordata; Mammalia; Artiodactyla; Physeteridae. Gene Ontology annotation, molecular function: rRNA (adenine-N6,N6-)-dimethyltransferase activity. Gene Ontology annotation, biological process: rRNA modification. The record is from RefSeq and is a predicted model, not a curated record. Bases 539 to 1966 code for a protein of 475 amino acids.